Tachysurus fulvidraco (yellow catfish) is the source of this 494-nucleotide messenger RNA. RefSeq names its product E3 ubiquitin-protein ligase RNF135-like. The record is from RefSeq and is a predicted model, not a curated record. The transcript has a single exon. The coding region runs from base 117 to 440 and encodes 107 amino acids. NCBI's taxonomy places the organism in Eukaryota, Metazoa, Chordata, Actinopteri, Siluriformes, Bagridae.
UCUGUAAAGCAGCAGCUUCUCUCUCUCAGUUACACUAUAACACAAAACUUAUAAAAUGAAACAUAACCAACCUACGAACCAACCAACAAACCCACUCAUUCUCUCAGUGCAGGAAAAUGGCAGAGGCCAGUAUUUCAGUAGAUCAGGAUCACUUCAGCUGUUCAGUGUGCCUGGAUCUCCUGAAUGACCCAGUGACUAUUCCCUGUGGUCACAGUUUCUGUAAGGUGUGUAUUAAUGCUCACUGGGAUCAGGAGGAUGUGAAGCGCAUCUACAGCUGUCCUCAGUGUAGAGAGACUUUCACUCCAAGGCCUGUUCUAUGCAGGAACAACAUGCUGGCUGAAGUGGUGGAGAAACUGAAGAAGACUGAACUCCAAGCUGCUUCUCCUGAUCACUGUUACACUGGAACUGGCGAUGUGGAGUGUGACUUCUGCACAGGGUGAAAACACAAAGGUCAUGAUACAGUUUCAGCUAAAGCAGAAAGAACUAAAAAACAG